Molecule: messenger RNA, 2242 nt
Organism: Hyaloscypha bicolor E
Lineage: Eukaryota; Fungi; Ascomycota; Leotiomycetes; Helotiales; Hyaloscyphaceae
Exons: 3
Coding region: 81-2090 (669 amino acids)
Source: RefSeq, a predicted model, not a curated record
ACAAGGAAGUAUAGCGGGAGUUCCGUCGCCAGCUUAUUUCAAAGGGUUUCAAGAGCAACCAGCUUGAUAAGCACAGUGAUAUGCUCCAGGCUUACCUGCUGAAACUAGUUCAGAGUGACGUGUUGAAUGAAAUGGGAAUGCAUCAGUCCGCACCAAAGCAAGAUCAUGUAUUCCCCGCCCCGACGGAUAUCUCGGAGGAUCUUGCCCCUGUCGAGCAGGAGCAUCAUUUUACAAAAGCUCCGCCAAUUCAACAGGAUUUAACUGUCGAUACAUCUGCAUCUCAGCAAGCUGGAUUCGGAUCUAUCCAACCACGAGAUCACGAAGAGGAAAUGCCUCCGACGUCUGCUUCCGCCGAAUCUGGCACCUCCACAUUUCUCCACACAAUUAUAAGCCGCGCUGUCUCACAGGGACCGGAAGCGCUCCCACAAGCCUUUGAUCCAUAUCCCCAGCUUCGUAAAGACCCUUGCUUAGAUGUCGCAAUCUCUUCAGGGCCAUUAUCAAGGGAUCAUGAUGGUCCGCAAGCUAUGGUUGCCGCCGCUCGGCAAGAGACCUCCGUCGCUCUCGAGGAGAGCCGGUCUAAUUCAGAAAUCACGCCUCAACCAGUGUCAAAGUUUUCCACUAAGAGCAUAACGCCCGUCAUUGAUAUUGCCACCCUUUUUACCCCUUUCAAGAAAUCCAGUAUCAUCAGCAGAAUCGGGGUGAAGCUUUUGGCCCUGUGCGUUCGAAAGUAUCGUGAUACUAUUGAGGAAGGACAGGAAGAAGACAAAAGAUGGAGGGCGUAUCUUUCGUCCCUGUGUUCGACCUCCAGAGGGGAGGAGCUAUUUGGAGAAGUGGCAAAAAUGAAGGCACAUCUCGCUCCGACAGCUGCGGCCCUCGACAAGAUCAACUUUAAUCGUGUGCUCGAGGGAUGGCCCAAAAUCAAAGUGCUUGAAUCACGAAAAGCAGCAAUCAUUCCAAUUUUAGAUGAAGGUUUCUUCAGGCUAUGUGAGAACCUCGGACGCGCUGAGCGGUACUCGGGGAUUGACAUGGCCAAAUUCUGGACUAUUGAAAUCGAGGAGUUUAAAGGGAUUAGGCGACUGAUCGACUGCCAAUAUAUAGCUCUUUCCCAGGGACAUAGAGCCAAAGCGCGAAUGACAAAGUCCUGGUGGUUAGCAGCCGCAUUGGAAGCGACAAUGACUGAAGACUUUGCAACCAGCAUGUCACAAGAUUCAUAUACGGAAUCGAGAGAGGAACGAUUAAUGGUAGUAGGGUGUUUUCCAGCGCUCCUUCUCACUUGUUCUCAGUGUGCGAAGCCUCAUAUUGAAUUCAACAUUCAUUACAACUGCGACAAAUGUUUUAAUGGAAGCUGGAACAUAUGCCUGGAAUGCUAUAGAGCGGGCAAAGGCUGUCCCAACUGGUUUGGAUUUGGUUCCACUGCUUGGGCUAGGUGGGAGAGGCUUAAGUCUUCUGGAUACUUAUCUGCGGGAGCUGAGCAACCGCAUACACUGAUUGCCAGUCGCUUUGCAGAUCUGGCAUCCACAUCGAGCAUACCACUGUUACGUUUGGAAACAGGAAUGUUUUGCUCCAACUGCCUGAAAUGCGCUAAUGAUUGCUAUUUUCAAUGCGAUCUCUGCAACAAUGGCGACUGGGGUUUCUGCUAUGACUGUGUCAACCAAGGAAGAUGCUGCACCCAUCCUCUUAUCCCCUGGGCGUACACAUCAUACGAGCUUAAGACCUCACCAACGCCUGGCCCGCGGACACGAUUAUCACCUUCAGCCUUAACCGGCCAGGGAGCCGUCUCUCGUGAUCCCUUCGAGCCACUCACUUGGACGGUCGCAUGCGAUAUCUGUCUUGGAUCCAUUCAGCCAUUUGCUCCCCGGUUCCAUUGUUCAUGGUGUGCCUCUUCGUCUGAUGACUGCGACAUUUGUUACAGUUGCUAUAGCGAGCUUGAGCGUAGGGGGCGCAUCGCUCCAGAAAACGGACAGAAAGGGUGGCGGCGGAGGAGCCCUACGUCUCAGAUUAUGGCGAUAUUCUCGAUACAUGCCUCAACAGCGUUCGAGUCGGACCAUCUGUCCGAUGACCAGUGCCGGAAGCAAGAAUUUGUUGUCUGAGAAUGAAAGUGUGCACCUCAAGGCAAGCACUUGGGGUGAUGACAGCCACUGUAUCACAGAGCGACAGCUCUAGCUAUCUUCUGGAUCACUUCUGACAUAUAUCAGAGAGUUGUGGAUAACCAAAUUGGGGAGUCCGUUUCCAAUUCGGAUGU